CUAGAACCGCUCUUAACACAAACAAAACACAACUUUUCUCGGUGUUUACAUUACUCGUUGGUUACAUUAGACUUCAAUUCAAUUUAAAUCAAGCUAUAAUUAAUAUAUUGUAUUAAUUGAUUGUAGCGUUAUAAAGUGAAUUAUAAAGAAUGUCUAUUGAAAUUGAAUCUGCUGAUGUGAUUCGUCUUAUUCAGCAAUAUUUGAAGGAGAAUAAUCUGGUUAGGACUCUUCAAACACUACAGGAAGAAACAUCUAUUUCUUUGAAUACUGUGGAUAGUGUUGACAGCUUUGUUCAAGAUAUAAAUAAUGGACAUUGGGAUACUGUGUUGAAAGUUGUGCAGUCAUUGAAACUUCCAGAUAAGAAGUUGAUUGAUUUAUAUGAACAAGUGGUGCUUGAACUUAUCGAACUUCGAGAACUCGGAGCUGCUCGUUCAUUGCUGAGACAAACUGAUCCGAUGAUUAAAAUGAAACAAGAGGAAUCAGAGCGACAUGUGCAUUUGGAAAAUCUCUUAGCUCGUUCAUACUUUGAUCCGAGAGAAGCUUAUCCUGAGGGUAGCAGCAAAGAACGUAGAAGAGCAGCCAUUGCUGCUUCUCUUGCUGGUGAAGUAAGUGUAGUACCACCUUCACGUUUACUUGCUCUUCUUGGUCAAGCACUGAAAUGGCAACAACAUCAAGGACUACUUCCUCCAGGUACUACUAUCGAUUUGUUCAGAGGUAAAGCUGCUAUUAAAGAACAGGAAGAGGAAAAAUACCCUACACAACUUUCAAAACAAAUCAAAUUUGGCACAAAAGCGCAUGUUGAAUGUUCUAGGUUCUCACCUGAUGGCCAGUACUUGGUUACAGGAUCUGUUGACGGCUUCAUUGAAGUAUGGAAUUUUACAACUGGAAAAAUAAGAAAGGAUUUAAAAUAUCAAGCUCAGGAUAACUUCAUGAUGAUGGACGAUGCAGUUUUAUGCUUAUGCUUUAGCAGAGAUUCAGAAAUGUUAGCAUCUGGCAGUCAAGAUGGAAAGAUUAAGGUAUGGAAAAUUCAAACAGGUCAAUGUCUUCGAAGAUUUGAAAAAGCACAUGCUAAAGGUGUUACCAGCUUACAAUUUUCAAGGGAUAGCAGUCAACUUUUAAGUACAUCCUUUGACCAAACUAUUAGGGUUCAUGGCUUAAAGUCUGGCAAACUUUUAAAAGAGUUCAGAGGUCAUACUUCAUUUGUUAAUGAAGCCAUUUUCACUGCAGAUGGUCACAACAUCUUGAGUGCAAGUUCAGAUGGUACUGUUAAGUUAUGGAAUAUCAAGAGUACUGAAUGUGUGAACACUUUUAAAUCCUUUGGAGGAACUAGUGGUAUAGAUAUUACAGUUAACAGUGUACAUGCUUUGCCAAAAAAUACAGAACAUUUUGUUGUGUGUAAUCGAUCAAACACUGUCUCAAUUCUUAAUAUGCAGAACCAGAUUGUAAGGAGUUUCUCCAGUGGUAAAAGAGAAGGUGGUGACUUUGUUUGCUGUGCCGUGUCUCCUCGCGGUGAAUGGAUUUAUUGCGUUGGUGAAGAUUUUGUGCUUUACUGUUUUUCUACUUCAACUGGAAAACUUGAAAGAACUUUAACAGUUCAUGAGAAAGAUGUGAUUGGUAUUGCUCAUCAUCCUCACCAAAAUUUAAUCAGUACCUAUAGUGAAGACGGUCUGUUAAAAUUGUGGAAACCGUAAACUACUGUACAUAUUCAUUUCCUCAUUCAUUAUUUUCAUCAAAACAUCAUUUUCGGUUAUGUAUUAUUUCAUAGAUAAUAAAUUCAUGUCUUGUUA
Messenger RNA from Parasteatoda tepidariorum (common house spider), 1787 nucleotides. It is a transcript of the gene Smu1, whose product is annotated as Smu1 spliceosomal factor. Gene Ontology annotation, biological process: mRNA splicing, via spliceosome. Lineage: Eukaryota; Metazoa; Arthropoda; Arachnida; Araneae; Theridiidae. Gene Ontology annotation, molecular function: protein binding. The record is from RefSeq and is a predicted model, not a curated record.